Messenger RNA from Fraxinus pennsylvanica, 795 nucleotides. NCBI's taxonomy places the organism in Eukaryota, Viridiplantae, Streptophyta, Magnoliopsida, Lamiales, Oleaceae. The record is from the annotation of a GenBank genome assembly.
AUGGCAUACUCCGUGGCUGGUCCAGUUUUGCUUCGUCUGCUCAAAGAUUCAAGAAGAGGCUUGUUUAUUUUCUUGGCUUUUGGGACCUCGUUAUUCAUUUUCUUUUCCAUAUCUUCUACCUUGAAACUUCAUAAUGUUCCGGGGAAAACCCGGCUUCGUGUGAAUCCACCUCUCGAGUUUUCGAUACUUAAUCCAGAACCUGUGCAUACACCAGUGGUUGAAAGAGUUUCACUCAAGGAACAGACAAACGGUUCGGCUCUUGACGAUUUUAAGGAACCAGAAGAAGUUAGUAAACCAGUGGGAAAUAUGAGCAAGGGUAAUGUCGAUGAUUUUCAGUGGCCUAAUGAAAUACCGAAAGUCUGGUCGAGCGUGGACUAUGAACCUAGUGGCAACUAUGCAAGUGAAAGUUAUUUCAAGAAAUCUUUAUUCAAAAGCCAUUUCAUAACAAAUGAUCCUUCAAAAACAGACAUUUUCUACAUGCCAUUUUCAAUAGCAGGAUUGAGACAUGACAAGAGAGUUGGUGUUAGAGGGAUUAAGAAAUUCAUCAAAAACUAUGUUGACAACAUUAGUGUUAAGUAUCCUUAUUGGAAUCGAAGUGGGGGCGCAGAUCAUUUUUAUGUAGCUUGUCAUUCUGUGGGGAGAACAGCCAUGGAAGAAGCAGUCGAAGUGAAACUGAAUGCAAUACAAGUUUGUUCUUCGAGUUAUUUUCUUGCGGGGUAUGUUGCUCAUAAAGAUGCAUCCAUUCCACAGAUUUGGCGAAGGAAAGGAGAACCCCCAAUUCGUGCACCAUCUUAA